GGGAGAAGGCGGCUGUCAAGGCAUCGACAUGCGGCGGUGAGUAGGCGGGGCUUGGCGCAGUCACGUGAGCCGGGUGCCGGACAAAAUGGCGAAGGUGUCGGAGAUGUACGAUGUGACCUGGGAAGAAAUGCGAGAUAAAAUGAGAAAAUGGAGGGAAGAGAACUAUCGGAACAGUGAACAAAUAGUAGAAGUUGGUGAAGAGUUAAUUAAUGAAUAUGCAGCUAAGCUUGGUGAUGACAUUUGGAUAAUAUAUGAACAGGUGAUGAUUGCUGCCCUGGACUGUAGCCGGGAUGACUUGGCACAGUUUUGUCUUCAAGAACUAAGACGACAAUUCCCUGGGAGCCACAGAGUUAAGCGGUUAACUGGCAUGAGAUUUGAAGCCAUGGAAAGAUAUGAUGAUGCAAUCCAGCUGUAUGAUCGGAUUUUACAAGAAGAUUCAACUAAUACUGCAGCAAGAAAACGCAAAAUUGCCAUUCGAAAAGCCCAAGGGAAAAAUGCAGAAGCCAUCCGAGAGCUGAAUGAGUAUUUGGAACAAUUUGUUGGUGACCAAGAAGCCUGGCAUGAACUUGCAGAACUUUACAUCAAUGAACAUGACUAUGCAAAGGCAGCAUUUUGCUUGGAGGAACUCAUGAUGACUAACCCCCACAACCACUUAUAUUGCCAACAGUUUGCAGAGGUUAAAUAUACACAAGGAGGUCUUGAAAACCUUGAAUUAUCAAGAAAAUACUUUGCACAGGCAUUGAAGCUGAACAAUCGAAACAUGAGAGCAUUAUUUGGACUUUACAUGUCUGCCAGCCAUAUUGCUUCCAAUUCCAAAGCAAGUGCAAAAAUGAAAAAGGACAAUAUGAAGUAUGCUAGUUGGGCUGCAAACCAAAUCAACAGAGCUUACCAGUAUGCUGGUCGCAGUAAGAAGGAGACCAAGUACUCUUUGAAAGCUGUAGAAGACAUGUUGGAGGCCCUGCAGAUCACCCAGUCUUAAGCCAUAACAAAACUGCCCAGAAGUAGAUUUCUUUUUCUAGCUCUGUGUCCAACCUCCAGUCAUAAAAAAGUUAUGUUAAUUUUAAAUUGUGAGCUGUGUUAACAGUGGAUUCAUGUAAGUGAAAGUGACUAUCUUAAAUAAUGUGUUUUAUAAGAUAUGAUUCCUAUUUAUUGCCACUGUGAUGAAUAGCCACUGAAAUAAAUAAAAUGAGUGAAUUUUAUUGAA
Sceloporus undulatus (fence lizard) is the source of this 1204-nucleotide messenger RNA. RefSeq names its product ER membrane protein complex subunit 2 (gene EMC2). Gene Ontology annotation, molecular function: protein binding. Lineage: Eukaryota; Metazoa; Chordata; Lepidosauria; Squamata; Phrynosomatidae. The coding region runs from base 86 to 979 and encodes 297 amino acids. The record is from RefSeq and is a predicted model, not a curated record. Gene Ontology annotation, cellular component: EMC complex. The transcript is spliced from 11 exons. Gene Ontology annotation, biological process: protein folding in endoplasmic reticulum.